Stomoxys calcitrans (stable fly) is the source of this 1689-nucleotide messenger RNA. Its product is annotated as probable cytochrome P450 6a21. The transcript is spliced from 3 exons. Bases 54 to 1574 code for a protein of 506 amino acids. The record is from RefSeq and is a predicted model, not a curated record. Lineage: Eukaryota; Metazoa; Arthropoda; Insecta; Diptera; Muscidae. Gene Ontology annotation, molecular function: iron ion binding; monooxygenase activity; oxidoreductase activity, acting on paired donors, with incorporation or reduction of molecular oxygen.
AUCGUUUGAGCGAACAGGUUGUCUGUCUCGCAGAACAUAAAUUUCUGCUCGCAAUGUCCUUGUCCACCCUCUUGCUGACGCUCGUUUGCGGUCUAGUAGUUUAUUUGUUGGUGCGCUGGAAGAAAAAUCGCUCAUAUUGGCAAUCUUUGGGCAUACCCUGCGAGGAGCCACACCUAAUAUUGGGCAAUGUGUGGGGAGUGCAAACCAAGCGCGGCUUUUCGGAUGUAUGGCAGCAAUAUUAUGAUCGCUUCAAAGGCACCGGGCCAUUUGCGGGAUUCUAUUGGUUUCUCAAGCCUGCAGUGUUUGUGCUGGAACCGGAACUAAUUAAGCAGAUCUUAAUUAAGGAUUUCACCAAUUUCACCGAUCGUGGUUUCUUUCACAACGAAAAGGAUGAUCCCUUGUCGGGACAAUUGUUUCUACUGGAUGGUGGCAAAUGGAAGAAUAUGCGCAAUAAACUGUCGCCCACCUUUACGUCGGGGAAGAUGAAAUUCAUGUUUCCCACUGUCAUUAAAGUGGGCCAUGAGUUUGUUGAGGUUCUGGGCAAAAUGCUGGACGCCGAAGGAAGUGUGGUGGAGGUUAAGGAAAUGUUGGCACGUUUCACCACCGAUGUCAUAGGAACUUGUGCCUUUGGCAUAGACUGCAGCAGCCUCAAGGAUCCCAAUGCUGAGUUUCGUGUUAUGGGCCGCAAAUCCCUAGUGGAGCAAAGACAUGGUCAACUGGUCAUAGCAUUUAUGGCCAGUUUUGUUGAUUUGGCACGCAAGCUGCGCAUGAAACAAACGCCCGAUGACAUAGAGCAAUUCUUUUUGCGUAUUGUACGCGAAACUGUGGAAUAUCGUGAGAAGAAUCAAAUUCGGCGCAAUGACUUUAUGGACAUGUUGAUCGAUUUGAAGAAUAAGAAGCUAAUGAAGGGCGAACAUGGUGAUGAGUUGACCAAUUUGACUUUGGAGGAAAUCACGGCACAGGCUUUUGUCUUCUUUAAUGCUGGCUUUGAGACCUCAUCGACAACACUGGGCUUUACCUUGUACGAAUUGGCUAAAAAUCUGGAAAUACAAGAGCGUGGACGCCAAGAGGUUUUGGAAAAGUUGGAGAAACACAAUCAAGAGUUUAGCUAUGAUUGCAUGAAAGAAAUGACAUAUUUGGAGCAAAUCAUAUCGGAAACCCUUCGCCUUUAUACAGUUUUGCCAGUGCUCAAUCGCAUGGCCUUGGAGGAUUAUGUGGUGCCUGGUAAUCCUCGCUAUGUCAUCAAGAAGAAUAUGCCGAUUUUCAUUCCUGCCGGAGCCAUACACCGCGAUGAGCAAUACUAUCCCAAUCCCCAGGUCUUCAAUCCCGAUAACUUUUCCCCCGAACAAAUGGCCAGCAGGGAUUCGAUUUUAUUUUUACCCUUUGGUGAGGGGCCCAGAAAUUGUAUUGGCCUACGUUUUGGCAAAAUGCAGGCUAUGGUUGGUCUAGCCAUGCUCUUGAAGAAUUUUAAGUUCUCCUUCUGUGAUCAAACCGAAACUAAAUUGACCUAUAGCAAGAAAUCGUUUUUGAUAGGUACCGAUAAGGGCAUAUAUCUAAGGGUCACCAAAAUAUAGAAACUUCAUAUAUUUAUAUGUAUGUAGGUAUGUAUAUUGAUUUUUGUUUUUUUUUACAUUUUUUACCAGUUAUUAAAUAACAAUAAAUGUGAGUGUGUGUAAAAUUUUAAUGUUA